Colletotrichum chrysophilum is the source of this 753-nucleotide messenger RNA. RefSeq lists its product as uncharacterized. The transcript has 2 exons. Gene Ontology annotation, cellular component: membrane. The coding region runs from base 1 to 753 and encodes 250 amino acids. The record is from RefSeq and is a predicted model, not a curated record. Gene Ontology annotation, biological process: Golgi vesicle transport. NCBI's taxonomy places the organism in Eukaryota, Fungi, Ascomycota, Sordariomycetes, Glomerellales, Glomerellaceae.
AUGAUGUCCUCCGCCAACGAGGAGGAUCCCUUCCUCCAGGUCCAGCAAGAUGUCCUCGCCCAGCUGGAUUCCACCCGGCCCCUAUUCACCUCCUACCUCCGCAUCCGCUCCCUCUCCACAUCCCCGACGUCCCCCGAACUGGCCUCCGCCCGCUCCGACCUCGAAUCCGCCCUCGAGUCCCUCGCCGAAGACCUCGCCGACCUGGUUGAGUCCGUCAAGGCCGUCGAGUCGGACCCGGCCUCCUUCGGCCUCUCCGCGUCCGAGGUCACCCGCCGCAAGAGGCUGGUCCAGGAGGUCGGCGGCGAGGUGGAGGACAUGCGCGACGAGCUGGCCAAGAAGCUCGGCGACGCCGCCGCAUCGUCAGCCGCAAAGGGCAAGGGAGCCUCGUCGGACCUGCCGGACCCGAGCUCCUUCGCGAUACCCGACGGCGACGGCGGCGACGGGUACGCCGAGUUCGAGCAGCAGCAGCAGCUCGAGAUGAUGCGCCAGCAGGACACGCACCUCGACGGCGUGUUCCAGACGGUGGGGAACCUGAGGCGGCAGGCCGACGACAUGGGCCGCGAGCUCGAGGAGCAGCGCGAGAUGCUCGAGGUCGUGGACAGCGUCGCGGACCGCGUCGGGGGCAGGUUGCAGACGGGCGUGCAGAAGCUGAACUACGUCAUGCGCCGGAACGAGGAUCGGUUGAGCAGCUGCUGCAUUGCGGUGCUCAUCUUCGUGCUCAUUCUGUUGCUCGUUUUGUUGCUGAUACUAUAG